UGUGUCACACGUUUGUGCAGUCUCCUCUUUGAGGUUAGCAAACGUGAGUUUGAGUUAAACUUUCAAACCUGUGAUGGUUUCAGUACGUGUCCCUGCAGCACGCUUGAAGCAACCAUCCUUCUCUUUUCCUGUCUCUCACAGGUUUUUGCAAAAAGUUCACAGCAGGGAUGAGAAACACGCCCCCUCUGAACAGAAACCACACGUUUUUUUAUUUUUUAACAAUUUCCCCUUUAAGCUGUUCUCACAAACUCAUUUUAGUUCAUUUAAAUCAAAACAAAAAGUUAAAUACAUUCACUACUAGUCAUUUUCAGUCAUUUCACAUCAGAUUUUCUGACCUGCUGUGGCAUGUGUGUGUGUUUCAAGUCAGCAGCCGCCUCAUUUCAUCCCAGACGGUCGUGCUUUUGCACCCUGAUGUGCAUCUGCCCUUUCUUCCUUCGCUGCUUUAGCAGGGAGCGAAAGAAGGUCUCAAACACAAGACAACUACGAGACUUAUCUCGGCCACGCAGCUUCUGGCCGAGCCAUCUGACUGCUGGUUUAUCUGCGCCGACACACACCCUCUCACGCGGGGAGAGUGUCACUCCACCCCCUCCACCUCCUCCUCACUGCUGCUGACUCCAUUGCUCACUCUCCUCUCGCCUCCUUGUCUCACUCGUCUUCGGAUGCCAGUGGCUCCUAGUCAUGGAGGAGACAACAGUCACAGACCAGCCAGAAGCGACCAUCAGGAAACCCUCAGCCGGGGAAGAGGAGGAAGUGAAGAAUUCCUCCACAGGAAGUGAAGAUGGCUGCAAACUCCCUGCAGUAGAGGACGUCGUCCUCACGCAGCCCGGCCUCGGCGUCACCACGACCACCAUCACCACCAUCACCCAGACGGGAGGACAGUGGAGCACCGGCCUGUUCAACGUCUGUGGAGACAAGACGACAUGUCUUCUCGGGGCUCUGGUGCCAUGCUGCUUGGACAUCAGUUUGGCUCAUCAGUAUGGAGAGUGCCUCUGCUUGCCUCUCCUACCGGGAUCCACUUUUGCCAUCCGGGUGGGGAUCAGGGAGCGUUACAAGAUACAGGGAAGUGUGUGUGAGGACUGGACUGCUGUGUACUGCUGCUACCCUCUGGCUGUGUGUCAGAUGAUAAGAGAGAUGAAGAGGAGGAUGAAGACCCAGACGUAUCAUGUGUCCACGGCUCUGGAAUGCUCCUGAAGACCCGGAGACCUCUCCUUUAACACUGAAAUAGAGAUUAACCUCAGGAAUCAAUACUGUAACGCUUGAACUUGCUUUAAAAUGCCUCCAAGGAUCCCUUGGGAAAUAAAUUAAGUCCAUUGCUUGUCAUUCAAAGGGACUUAGAACUUUGAUUAAUGGCUUGUACAAGUAAAUCACAGCUUUAAACAGUGUGCGCCAGGAUUAAAUCCCCUUUAAAUGUUGCUGCUUGUUAGCAGCUCAUUUAAUGUGUCAGCCUCAGCCUAAGUUAUCUUCUGGGACCAGUGCAGUAGGACUGGGGUAAUGGUGCUAUUUAAAACAGAAUGAAAGAUUCACUGGACACUUUAUUAGGUACACCUUACUAGUAUGGGGUUGGACCUCCAUUUGCCUUCAGAACUGCCUUGCGUUCCUCAGAAUUUGGUCCAUAUUGACAUGUUAGCAUCACGCAGUUACUGCAGAUUUGUCGGCUGAACAUCCAUGAUGCCGAUCUCCCAUUCCUCAACAUCACAAAGGUGAUCUAUUGGGCUGAGAUCAGGUGUCUGUGGAGGGCAUUUGAGUCGAGGGAAUUCACUGUCAUGUUCAAGAAACCAGUCUGAGCUGAUUCCACUUUCCAAUUUUCAGUUAGGCGCGCAUUCAAGCGGCCACCUUCAAUGAAAAGUCUAAAAUUCUGCUCUAUGCACGUUUACAUAGACUUCUCAUUAAAAGUGACCGCUUGAAUGGACGCCGACCCAGCCAGUGAGUGAACAUUUUAACAGCUACAACAAAGCCCCCCCACCCUCUCACCCAGCUUAGACAGAGGCUGCAUCAGGCAAGGAGGGACAAAGUUAUUGAUUGUGUCAAUCUUUUGAGUUAUUUAACUGAUGUUUUUAAUUAUUACAUGUCUUUUGCAUUUUACACAAAAUGGCUGGUGUGUCAAACUGAAAAAAAAAAAAAAUAAUAAUAUUAUAUAGCCUAUUCAUUGUAAUUUGGCACCCCCUCCAGCAGAUGGCACCCUAGGCGAUCGCCUAUGUUGCAUUUGCUCAGGGCCGGUCCUGCUAGAAGUAGCCAAGACUGUAUGACACUGUGGUCAUACAGGAGUCAGCAACAAUACUGUGGCGUCGUAACCAUGCUCAAUUGGUACUAAGGGGAGUAACGUGUUCCAAGAAAAUAUUCACCACACUAUUACACCACCACCAUCCUGAACCAUUGAUGGCUGGAUAGAUUCAUGCUUUCAUGUUCUUGAUACCAAAUUCUGACCUUAACAACCAAAUGUCGCAGUAGAAAAGGAGAUUUCUCCAACUAUCCAAUCUUAUAUUGUCCAAUUUUGGUGAGUCUGUGUGAAUUGUAGCCCCAGUUUUCUGUUCUGUUCAACCAUCCCACGUUCAAAGACACUUCAAUCACCUUUCUUCCCCAUUCCAAUACUCAGUUUGAACUGCAGCACUUUGUCUUGACCAUGUCUACAUGCCUGAAUGCAUUGAGAUGCUGUCAUGUGAUUGGCCGAUUGGAAAUGUCUUUUAACGAGCAGUUGGACAGGUGUGCCUAUAAGUGUAUCUACCAGGUUCACUCUGCUUUUUUCCGUCCAGACAAUAGAAGCUUAUUGAUAGACGGCGCACUGAAGAAAGUCCAGGAGUUUGUAAAUGAUUUGUCCAGAAUUCAAGUUGUUCUUAUGUGCAUAAUCACAUUAAAUGUAACCACAUAGAUGCAUGUGAGAUAUUGGUGGAUUUACAUCAGAGCAUUACAGAUCUACAAAUAAGAUCCAGAUCUCAUUUAUAUGUCACACUGGUGUAAAUCUAGCAAAGGAACCACAAAGUUCCACUUUAGAUUGAUCUAAGAACUAGUUUAGCUUCUAAGGAAAAGGCUAUCACUAGAACUCAAACUGUGCAAGUUCAUUAUCCAAAACCACCUGCCCAGUUAACCAGGAAACAGGCCAAAACCCGGCUUCUCAUUAUUUAGAGUUGUGGUGUAAUAAAUCUGAUUCCAGUGUUCCAGUUAGUCUUUCAGCCCUUUUUCCUCAGCUCUCCUUGAGGCAUUCGUAUCAUUAAUUCUGUCCUGAUUGCCACAGUUCCUUGAGCCUGAAAUGCCAACCGGGCUGAGCGGAUAUGAAAAUGAUUAUUUAUUCGCAAACGGAGAUGGAUCCUCAAAGGGCAAACAUGUAAUUUGUUAACUCUUACAGAUGUGCUUUCCCACCUGGCAGUUGUCAAAAAAAAA
Molecule: messenger RNA, 3375 nt
Organism: Oryzias melastigma (Indian medaka)
Lineage: Eukaryota; Metazoa; Chordata; Actinopteri; Beloniformes; Adrianichthyidae
Gene: plac8l1
Product: PLAC8 like 1
Exons: 4
Coding region: 679-1191 (170 amino acids)
Source: RefSeq, a predicted model, not a curated record